Molecule: messenger RNA, 678 nt
Organism: Hirsutella rhossiliensis
Lineage: Eukaryota; Fungi; Ascomycota; Sordariomycetes; Hypocreales; Ophiocordycipitaceae
Exons: 2
Coding region: 1-678 (225 amino acids)
Source: RefSeq, a predicted model, not a curated record
AUGCCUAAGCCAGACAUUACCCCUGUCGGUGCCCCAAACAAGCCUCUCGCUGCAGGCAUAGUUGCCCCGAAGGUGCCUACAGGCACCAGUUCCAAGGUGACGAAGCCGUCGGCGACAGACAUCACCGUGGCCGCCGCUGAAAACAUAGUCAAGGCCACCGACAAGCCUGAUUCCAAGCCUUCAACGAGCUCUACGAGCGACACAACUAGCUCCAGCUCCGUACGAGCCGAGUCUUCUCUGUCGAGUUCAUCACCGGGUAUGAAAGCCCAACAGACCGGCGAGCCUGGUGCAUCAGGGACCCCCCGGAGCUCUUCGGGAGACUUUAGCUCUCAAGUUACAACAGGCCUCACCAGCUCCAGUGAAUCAAGCCCCUCGAGCGUCCCUCCAGCCCCAAUUAAGAUGGCAACUAUCAUUGCCUCGGAUGUGGUAUUCCCAGUCGCCACCUACACAGGUUUGCUCAGCAGACUGCCCUGCCUCAAGGCGAUGCAAAGCGGGACUAUCAGCGCCACAAUAUCCAUCAUUUACAUCGUCGAAGGCUGCGGCAAAGCGGGGGCAAAAUGCCCUGUCGGCGGCAUCUCCACCGAGAACGUUUCGGUGUCGUACAGCCCCCCGGACAGGAAAAGUCUCGAAGACCUUUUCGUGAACUUGGAAGUGCGGGGGAUCUAUCAGUGUGCCUGA